AUGGUGACGUCCUUCAGCGUCGUGUAUCGUAACCAAACGUAUAGACAUGGUCUCUCAAGUCCACGUGUUCGUGAAUGCGUGAAGGCAUGGAACGUUACUGCCUCACCUGCGCUGAGCCUUCCACGCUUGAACAUUUUCCCUCGCGCUCCGCGAGGACUACGUGGUGGUGUCAUCUUAUGCCCGUACGCUAUCUGCGUCAGCUCGAGAGACGGCUUCCGAGCUCAUGGAGAUCGACGCAAACGAUGCGUCAAACCGUCGCUAACGCAAUGGUUCUCGCAGGACACGUCGUUGCGCCGGUCGCUCCUGCCGUUCAGCAAAAAAGAAAUCGGUCAGGGCCAGUAA
Molecule: messenger RNA, 342 nt
Organism: Phytophthora nicotianae INRA-310
Lineage: Eukaryota; Oomycota; Peronosporomycetes; Peronosporales; Peronosporaceae
Exons: 1
Coding region: 1-342 (113 amino acids)
Source: RefSeq, a predicted model, not a curated record